AUUACGAAUUUUUAUUGGGGACAGAAGGGAUCUGAAAGGGGCAUCCAUUGGGUGAACCAUGAGGAGCUGACAUGUCCUAAGGAUGAGGGGGGACUGGGCUUCUGUAACUUAUAUGGUUUCAAUACGGCACUGCUAGCCAGACAAUUAUGGAGCAUUCAUCAGCGACCGAGCUCUUUGAUAGCUCGCAUUUUCGAGGCAAAGUACCAUAAAAAGAGGUCGAUUCUGGAUGCUAAUGUUGGCCAUCGUCCUAGCUACAUUGGGAGGAGCUUGAUGAGUGCCCAAGAGCUGCUUAACGAGGGGAUCAGUUGGCGGAUCGGGAAUGGAGCCUCUGUUAAUGUUUGGGGUGACAAAUGGUUUCCAGAUGGAAAUCCAUCCUACGUGAUGUAUGUCCCCAUGGGUCUCCCGGUUGAUGCAAGGGUUCGUGUCCUUAUUUCCCUGGAGUCGGAUCAGUGGGAUGAUGUUGUAAUAGAUGCUUGUUUCCCAUGCGAUAUUGCCGAACAGAUUAAGCAGAUCCCGCUGUGA
This is a messenger RNA of Linum tenue, 522 nucleotides long. Lineage: Eukaryota; Viridiplantae; Streptophyta; Magnoliopsida; Malpighiales; Linaceae. The record is from the annotation of a GenBank genome assembly.